Bombina bombina (fire-bellied toad) is the source of this 2208-nucleotide messenger RNA. It is a transcript of the gene RASSF9, whose product is annotated as Ras association domain family member 9. Lineage: Eukaryota; Metazoa; Chordata; Amphibia; Anura; Bombinatoridae. Gene Ontology annotation, biological process: signal transduction. Bases 230 to 1600 code for a protein of 456 amino acids. The record is from RefSeq and is a predicted model, not a curated record. The transcript has 3 exons.
UGCCGUACAGUAAAUCUUCACACAGCUAGUGAAACUGAUUUCCUUGUGUUCGGGUUUUUCUGCUUCAAUAAUGACUCCAUUUGGACAAAAGUUGUUGAAAGCAAGAUACAAAUACAGAACAAUCAUGCAAGAAUGAAACAAUCUCCAAAGCAUCAGCAAAGUUUUAAAUUUGCAUAAAACAAAUGCCAGCCCAGAUCAUAUUGAACAGCAUGACAGCAAGGAACAGAAGAUGAAAAAGCAACAUAAGCUUCACCAAGAGUCUUGCCUGGACUUUACAUGUCAUCAUCAAAUGAUUUACCAUAACCAGCUUAAAAACAACCAACAAUGCAAUGUACAUAAUGAAUGUGAAAUAGCCAACUCAGGGAAAAAGAACAGACUGAGCUUAUUAAACAAAAGCAUGAAUGCUGAUGAAAGACAAAUAGUUGUUUCGGUUGGUAAAGAAGAAAAAAUAGUUUGUGGACUGAUAAAGAGCACAACUGCAUCUCAAGUUAUACAAGCUCUUUUGGAAGAACAUGCAGCUAUCUCACAAAAUAGCUGCUCCCUCAUCAGCGAUCAAAGUAACUAUUGUAUAGUGGAGAAAUGGAAAGAUUGUGAGCGAGUUUUGCUACCCACAACACAAAUGUUAAAACUCUUGCGAUCAUGGGGAAAAGAACAAGUUAAUAUCACAUUUAUUCUGGUUAAAACAGAUGCUUUUCUUCCUUUUCCAAUAGGGAGAACUGGUAAACCCAAAGUUAUCCAUAACUUAGGACAAAAACAAAUUUUUAACCAAAGACAUAUUAUUAAGUCGUUACCGUUGGAUAAGCAAAAACGAAUUGUCAAAAAAACUUUUAGAAAACUGGCUAUGAUGAAAAUGGACAAUGAUUUUCAAGAUAGAAACAACAUAGAAAAAAUUAUUGAUGUGAUCAUUUCCCAAAAUCAAACUAUCAAGCAACAAAUAAAGAGAAUGCAAGAAUUAGAAAAUGAGAUUGAGGUAUAUGAAGCCAAUCUACAUUUAGAAAGGACUGAGAACAUUGGAGAAAAUUAUGCUGAAAACAUAAACUUAACACUAAUCGAUGAUAGUAUUGAAGAGCACCAUGAGCAAAAUAUAUAUGAACAUUUAGAAGCAAAAUUAAGUUAUCAUUGUAGUCUUAUAGAAAAACUCUCUGUCGAAAUUAAUAAAGAGCUAUCUUACACAGAACCAAACAUGGAAAUUAAGUUUGUUGAUGAAGGGUGUACCAAAAAAACUGAAGAAUAUAAUUUAGAGAGCAUCAAAUUUGACCUUGUCAAAGUCACUCAAGAAGGUCUAAAAUUACAUUCCCUCUCUAACUAUAUUGAGAAACAAAUACAAUACAGUGAUGCAAGGCUAUAUGAACAAGAAAAAGAAUAUAAAUGCCUAGAAGAAAAUCUUAAAAUGUUAGGUGAAAGCAUUUCAAAUUUCCCUUUGCACCAUAAAGAUCAUAUAUCUGUAAAUGAGCCUUUAGUUAAUAGCAGCAAUGUAGCAGAAGGUGUUUCCUCUGUCUUAUCAAGUUUGGAUUUAAACGAUACUGACUCAGACACUGGAAUCAGCUCUGCAUAUAGUCAGGAUUCUGAACAUCCAUCGGAAGUAAUGUUGUGCUCAUAAAAUAUUACUGCAGAUAAUGAAAUGAUUACAUUUUAAAUGUUGGAAAUUUACAUACAAAGACAUGUGCCUCCCCUUGUUAUAAUAUUUUAAGAAAUUUUAUUUUUAUUUUAAUGCAGUUGUUAGCAAGUUAUUACUUGUGUCAAAAUUUUGGGGUAUAGAAAAGUAGUUUAUAAGUGGAGUAUUUUACCCGAUUAUGGUCAUUUGAGGAUAGACCACAUCUGUCUUAGUGCACAAACUUCUUAUUUAACAUUGUCAUCUAAUACUUGUUUGUUCUUAGCUGUAGCUUUUACAAAUAUCUUACCAGAUUAUACAUGGCAUAAAAUGUAAAAAUGCACUAUAUAAUGUAACUUUUAGAAAUGAAUUUUACAAAAACAGACAUUCUAUCAAGGUCUCUGGAAAACAAGGAGUUUCUGUUUGCAUGCUAAUUAGCUAGCUGUUACUUAAAUUGUUAUAGGAGACAAACUGCCAUAGUUAUGCAGCAAUUAUAAUAAGCUGCCCAUUAAUAACCAAAGCUUGUUAUUUUAUAACAACAUUCACAAUUUCUUCUGUAUUUCUUUUAAAUGUUAAUGAUAAUCACAUCAUGUAGCUUAAUAAACAGUAACAAUGCA